UGCCCCAUUAAAGGGUGUAAAUCACAGGUACGUGAUCUUCCCCGCCAUUUGAGAGACGUUCAUAAAUUUCCAAGAGAAAAAGCUAAAAAGGCGACCUCCAGGUUUGGAAUGUGGGAAAGCUUUUCGUCUACUAACAUGGACGGAAAAGGAAAAGACCGCAAGUGGAAAGACUAUCAUUACCACCGCAAGUGCCCAAUUUCAGGUUGUCACUCGAUAGUAAAGCGACUUUCCCAACAUUUACGGCAAGUACACAAGGAAAUACGGAAGGGCUCAUCGGAAUACAAAGCCAUAUUAAAAGAAGCUCGGCCAAGAAAACCUUCGCGUUCAUCAGCACUGGUGUCAAGAAGAACUGAAGAAGCCGAAAUAAGCCUCAGUAGCAACAGUGAUAAUAACAGCGUAGCUGGAACUAGCGUAAAAGGUGACGGCAACAAGGAUAGCGGCACAGAAAAUUCAGAUAGUAUCAGUGAUGGUGACAACUGUGGCUAUGAAGGUACACCUGACAGUGAUUCACAAACGGAAGCUGAAAGCACUGGCAAUUUAGAAAUAAGCCAUGGUAUAUUUGGUUCUUUCAUAAGCUGGCUACAGACAACUGAUGGUGGAAGGAAACCGCACAAAAUGUCGAAACAGCAUGCCUCACAGGUAGAAAAGAUGCUUACUGUUAUUGACCCGAACAAAGAUCUGGCGUCGCUAUUUGAUCGUAAACUUAUUCGUGACACUUUCUUAAGAGAUCACGCUGAAAAAACCUACAAACCUGACACUAUUAAAUCGUACUUGUUAAGUCUACGGUAUUUCUGCAGCUUUGUCUUAACAGAGCGUCCUGAGGGCCUAAAUGUGGACGAUGCUAGUAUUAAUGUAAUUGAUGAGAAAGCCCGUUUGUGGUCGACUUCAUACAAGAAAGAUUGUCAACGUAGGCAUUUGGAGAAACAGGAUGAAGAUAUUUCUAACUUGAUAACAGCUGAGAUGGUGACUACAUUUGAGCAGAGUGAAUCAACACGAAGAGCAGUGUCCCUCAUUGGUCAGCUUAGUGGGGCUCACUGUAUUCAACUUAACCAAGAACAGUACACACUAAUUAGAGAUUUCAUCCUAACUGAAAUGACAAUCGCUAAUGCCCAUAGAUCGGGUGUGCUAGCUAACAUGACUAUAGGUGAGUUCAACAAAUCAAAGCAUGAAAGUAAUGGAAGCUACGUAAUAAGUGUAAAGAACCAUAAGACUGCAUCCAUUCAUGGUCCUGCCAGAGUCGUGCUUUCACCUAAACUGUUUGGUUACCUGAAAGUGUACGUUAAUGAAGUGAGAAGUGUAGUAAAUUCGACCAAAGAUGAAAAUGACUCUGUGAUAUUGUCGUGGAGUGGAGCAAAGGUCGUGUCAGGCCAAAUAUCAACUGCAAUCAACGCCGCUUGGAAAAAAGCAGGGUUAGAGGGUCAUAUCAGUUCAACUCUUUUCCGAAAGUCAGCGGUGACUGCCGUACAUACCAACCACAAAGACAUGACAGGACAACUCGCUGAUCUCAUGGCACACAAAGAGUCGACAGCCCAAAGGUACUACAAACUUCACGAGAAACAAAAAUCCUGUGUUGAAGCAGCAGCCGAGCUUCCCUCCAUUAUGAGAACAACAAAAAAAGUACUGGAGGGAGGCGAUUCCAUUACUACUAUGGAAGAAGAUAUUCCUGCUGGUACUAAAGAUAGCACGGAGAAACAUGUAACCUGGAACAAGCAACAAAUAGAAGCCAUAAGAGAGCUCUUCCGUGAAGAAAUCGACCAGAAGUCGGUAACAAUGGCACUUGUCAGAGAAAAGAUAACAAAUAAUGCGAUCCUUUGUAAUCAAGACCCUAAAAAGAUCUGCGACAGAGUUCGCAGUGAAUGGCGUCACAAACAUGAUGAAAGUCACUUGGAGACUGCUGGUGCAGUUGAUCCUCCAGAUGAAGAAGAAACUUUUUCAGACAAAAUGAGUCGCUAUAUGUCAAGUUCAAGUGUUUCAGAAUUUGUGCCACCAUCUAAUUCAAGGUACAUGAGCCGAAACAUUUUUUCCUUAAGGGAAAAGGAGGAUCUCCUUCGGCUAUUUAAGCCUACAAUCAAGAGUGGAAUUAUCUCAAAACCAGCCGUAAAGAACAUUCUUGAAGAAGACGAGGCUGGGAGGCAAUUCUUAAAAAAAUUUACCGUAGAUCAGAUUGUCAACCGUUUAAAAUAUGAGAGGCCGAUGAACCAAAAGCGUACUUAA
Messenger RNA from Porites evermanni, 2214 nucleotides. NCBI's taxonomy places the organism in Eukaryota, Metazoa, Cnidaria, Anthozoa, Scleractinia, Poritidae. The record is from the annotation of a GenBank genome assembly.